This is a messenger RNA of Lytechinus variegatus (green sea urchin), 915 nucleotides long. RefSeq lists its product as uncharacterized. The record is from RefSeq and is a predicted model, not a curated record. The transcript has a single exon. Lineage: Eukaryota; Metazoa; Echinodermata; Echinoidea; Temnopleuroida; Toxopneustidae. Bases 1 to 915 code for a protein of 304 amino acids.
AUGACGGACCUCUCGCGGGAACUCUCCGAUUUACUUAACGGGCCCUGCCCUUCGCUGGAUCCGGAACCAUCCGCCUCCCAACCACUGGCUGGCGGCCAAGCAGCCAAGGACGGAAAGAAGAAGAAGCCGGGCAAGCAAGCUCCGUGUACCAUAACCAGACCGACCCCGGACGAUGGAUCUAUUGACCCCCGGGAGACUCCGCGGCAGCCCCCUGACGCUGCACCUAUGGGUGCCAGGGAGGCGGAGAUAGACGUCGGCCAUGCGCCAGGCAUGUUGGAGCUGGCCAACACUGUAUCGACGUUACAGUCGACUGUUCUGUCCCUCCUCCCAAACACCUCUGCAACCACCAACCAGCAGGGAGAUGAUGUGGACGACGAUAUCGAGUGGCUUGUCUCUCAGCAACCCUCCACUCAGGACCGAGCUGAUCAAGGUGUAUUGGGAGAGUACUCCGAACUAGUGGAGAAAGCAGACGAGGUAGUCGGCGCUUCUGUGUCAGAGAAACUGGCCGAGGUGGUUAACAAGUUGAUGUCCACCGGCUUGAAAGAGGACACUCUAAAGGGGAAGUUGGAGGCUUUCCCCCGACCUGAGAAUUGUAAGGCCCUUUCCGCCCCCAGAGUCAACCCUGAGAUUUGGUCUAUCUUAAAGAGUGGAACUCGAAUAUUCGACCACAAACUUCAGAAGACCCAGUCACUCUUACUCAAGGCAAAAUCUCCACUUGCCCGCGCUGCGGAUGGCCUUCUCGAUCCAGAUAAGGCCCCCUCCAUCGACCCACGGCAAACUAGCAAGCUGCUACUGGACGGCAUUGCCAUUUUGGGGGCGGCAAGCCUCGACCUGAGCUCGAGGCAUCGUGAGCUCAUCAAGCCGGAGCUUGAUACGGCUUUUCGCCCGCUAUGCACGGAUAGUGCGGGUUCCUGA